Messenger RNA from Neohortaea acidophila, 819 nucleotides. Its product is annotated as Ca2+ regulator and membrane fusion protein Fig1-domain-containing protein. Lineage: Eukaryota; Fungi; Ascomycota; Dothideomycetes; Mycosphaerellales; Teratosphaeriaceae. Gene Ontology annotation, biological process: conjugation with cellular fusion. The coding region runs from base 1 to 819 and encodes 272 amino acids. The record is from RefSeq and is a predicted model, not a curated record. The transcript is spliced from 3 exons. Gene Ontology annotation, cellular component: mating projection tip; membrane.
AUGGCCAACAUACGCUUCGCCGUGGGCAUCCAGCGGCUCAUCCCCUUCCUCGGCUACCACCACAUUCUCAUGAUUAUGAUUGCUCUGGCAAUAAUACUGCUAUCCCUCCUCCUAGCAGGCUGCUCUUCCUCCUCCCCCUUGAUCCCAGGCAUCUUCCUCGUCUCCUUCUUCUACGUCCAAGGCGGCUACACGCCCGCCUUCAGCCCCGCCCAAGUCAAUCCGGGCAUCACAAAAUCCAUCGCCGAGCUCGUGGGCUCGACAUGCCUCGAGGUGCGCGUCGGGUAUUUCGGCAUCUGCAUCACGUACAGCGACGACGGCUUCCUGUGCAGCAACAACGCGACGCUGCUCGCCCAGCAAAUCGCCGAAGUACAGCAGGACCCGCUGAAUCUAAUCUGGGUCGCGAGCACGUACAAGAAUCUGGUGGUGUUUCCUUAUUUGCUCAUCGUCGGCAUCGUCCUCGCCUUCAUCGUCAUCCUCCUCCUCGCCACCUUCCCCGGCUGGCACGAAGAGCACGACGCCCGCACCGGCAGCGACGUCGACAUCAAGCCCUUCCCCUCACGCCCCGUCUCCCAAGUCGCGCUCGCCCUCAUCUUCGUCGCCUCCAUCUUCGUGCUCGUCAGCGUGCUAUGGCAGCACACGAGCUCCGUCGCCGCAGCACAAGUGGCGCAGGACUUCGGGAAUGGGAGCGUGAAGAGCGGUGUCGGGACGGCGGCGAUGGUGCUGGGGUGGUUUGGGUUUAGUUUGCUGAUUAUCGUCACCAUUGGGCUGUUGGUCAUGAUUCUGAGUAUUCAUUUGCUCGAUCGGUUGACGGAUGAUUGA